This is a messenger RNA of Brienomyrus brachyistius, 4629 nucleotides long. Its product is annotated as AP-2 complex subunit alpha-2. Gene Ontology annotation, biological process: intracellular protein transport; clathrin-dependent endocytosis. The record is from RefSeq and is a predicted model, not a curated record. Gene Ontology annotation, cellular component: AP-2 adaptor complex; membrane coat. Gene Ontology annotation, molecular function: clathrin-cargo adaptor activity. The transcript is spliced from 24 exons. The coding region runs from base 122 to 3133 and encodes 1003 amino acids. Lineage: Eukaryota; Metazoa; Chordata; Actinopteri; Osteoglossiformes; Mormyridae.
UCCUUGCUGCUGACGCGCACUUCGCGCGGCCGCGCAAGUGUCCCCGCCCCCCCCGCCUGGCGCGGGUACACUCUGCCGUGGGAUUUCGGGGACGCGCUCGGACUUUAGCGGCAGCAACAAGAUGCCGGCGGUGUCGAAGGGAGACGGAAUGCGCGGCCUGGCCGUCUUUAUCUCCGAUAUUAGGAACUGUAAAAGCAAAGAGGCAGAAAUUAAGAGGAUAAACAAAGAAUUGGCGAACAUUCGCUCAAAGUUUAAAGGGAUGCUGUCAAGCUCCCAGGGCACAUCAUUAGUUGGAGACAAGGCGCUGGAUGGCUACAGCAAGAAGAAAUAUGUGUGCAAGCUGCUCUUCAUCUUCCUCUUGGGCCAUGACAUCGACUUUGGCCACAUGGAGGCCGUCAAUCUGCUCAGCUCCAAUAAGUACACGGAGAAGCAGAUUGGCUACCUGUUCAUCUCGGUGUUGGUGAACUCCAACAGCGACCUCAUCCGGCUCAUCAACAACGCCAUCAAGAACGACCUGUCGAGCCGUAAUCCCACUUUCAUGAACCUGGCGCUGCACUGCAUUGCCAACGUGGGCAGCCGGGAGAUGGCAGAGGCCUUUGCCGCCGACAUCCCGCGCAUCCUGGUGGCAGGAGACACCAUGGACAGCGUGAAGCAGAGUGCAGCCCUCUGCCUGUUGCGCCUCAACCGAACCUCACCGGACCUGGUGCCUAUGGGCGAGUGGACCUCCCGUGUGGUGCACUUGCUGAACGACCAGCACCUGGGAGUGGUGACUGCAGCCACUAGCCUCAUCACCACGCUCGCCCAGAAGAACCCCGAGGAGUUCAAGACCUCUGUGUCUCUGGCAGUUGCAAGGCUCAGCAGGAUCGUGACGUCAGCUUCCACAGACCUGCAAGAUUACACCUACUAUUUUGUCCCGGCGCCAUGGCUGUCCGUGAAGCUUCUGCGCCUUCUGCAGUGCUACCCACCCCCAGAGGACGCGGCUAUCCGGGGGAGGCUGAGUGAGUGCCUGGAAACCAUACUGAACAAGGCCCAGGAGCCGCCCAAGUCCAAGAAGGUGCAACACUCCAAUGCCAAGAACGCCGUGCUGUUUGAGGCCAUCAGCCUGAUCAUCCACCACGACAGUGAGCCCACUCUGCUAGUGCGAGCGUGUAACCAGCUGGGCCAGUUCCUGCAGCACCGGGAGACCAACCUGCGCUACCUGGCCCUGGAGAGCAUGUGCACACUGGCCAGCUCCGAGUUCUCCCACGAGGCCGUGAAGACGCACAUCGAGACUGUCAUCAACGCCCUGAAGACGGAGAGGGACGUCAGUGUCAGACAGAGAGCAGUGGACCUCCUCUACGCCAUGUGCGACCGCAGCAACGUGCAGCAGAUCGUGGCAGAGAUGCUAAACUACCUGGAGACUGCGGAUUACUCCAUCCGGGAGGAGAUAGUCCUGAAGGUGGCCAUCUUGGCCGAGAAGUAUGCAGUGGACUACACGUGGUAUGUAGACACCAUCCUGAACCUGAUCCGCAUCGCUGGGGACUAUGUCAGCGAGGAGGUGUGGUACCGCGUCAUCCAAAUCGUCAUCAACCGCGACGACGUGCAGGGCUAUGCGGCCAAGACCGUCUUCGAGGCCCUGCAGGCCCCAGCCUGCCAUGAGAACCUGGUGAAGGUCGGGGGCUAUAUCCUGGGAGAGUUCGGGAACCUGAUCGCCGGGGACCCGCGCUCAAGUCCGCUGGUUCAGUUCAACCUGCUGCACUCCAAGUUCCACCUGUGCUCAGUGCCCAGUCGUGCCCUUCUGCUCUCCACCUACAUCAAGUUCAUCAACCUGUUCCCCGAGGUGAAGGGCACCAUCCAGGAGGUGCUGCGCUCCGACAGCCAGCUGCGCAACGCUGAUGUGGAGCUGCAGCAGCGCGCCGUGGAGUACCUGCGGCUCAGCUGCAUUGCCAGCACCGACAUCCUGGCCACAGUGCUGGAGGAGAUGCCCCCUUUCCCUGAGCGGGAGUCAUCCAUCCUGGCCAAGCUGAAGAGGAAAAAGGGGCCCGGAAUGGUGCCCGACAUCGAGGAAGGUCGCAAGGAUAAGAACGUGAAUGGAGGCAUGGAGCCCAUCAGCACCAAUGCCACCACCAAGACCUCUUCUUUUGUCUCCACUGGUGACCUCCUGACCCCUGAACCACCCCGCUUCAAUCGUCCACGCCCUGUGUCGUCAUCCUCGUUCUCCUUUUUGCCGGCCCCCCUCAUGCCGUUGCCACCAUCUGGGCCCCCACCGGACCCUACCUUGCAGUCGACGCCCUCGCCGUCCACUGACCUGCUGGGCUUAGGCGGCAGCCCCGCCCUCUCCUCGGCCCCUCCCUCCUCCUCAGCCGGAGGCCUACUGGUGGACGUUUUCACAGAAAACCACGCCCCCGCUGCCCCGGGGGUCCCCAUGGGACCUGUAGCUGAUGACAACUUCUCAAGGUUCGUGUGCAAGAAUAAUGGCGUCCUGUUUGAGAAUCAGCUGGUACAGAUUGGUCUGAAGUCAGAGUUCAGGCAGAACCUGGGUCGCAUGUACAUCUUCUAUGGCAACAAGACCUCCACACAGUUCCUCAAUUUCUCAUCCUCUGUUAUCUGCCAGGACUCUCUCAAAACUCAACUCAACAUUCACAUCAAGCCCGCUGACCCUACCGUGGACGGAGGAGCCCAGCUGCAGCAGAUCCUCAACAUCGAGUGCGUGUCGGACUUUGUGGAGGCACCGGUCUUAAGCACCCAGUUCAGGUAUGGAGGCACUUUGCAGAACAUUGCUGUCAAGCUGCCCGUCACCCUCAACAAGUUCUUCCAGCCCACGGAGAUGACAUCACAGGACUUCUUCCAGCGCUGGAAGCAGCUUAGCGCUCCUCAGCAGGAGGUACAGAAGAUCUUCAAAGCCAAGCAUUCCAUGGACACUGAGGUCACCAAAGCCAAGAUCAUUGGGUUUGGCGUUGCUUUAUUGGACCGAGUGGAUCCCAACCCGUCCAACUUUGUUGGCGCGGGAGUGAUCCACACGAAGACAACGCAGGUGGGCUGCUUAUUGAGGCUGGAGCCCAACACGCAGGCACAGAUGUACCGUCUCACACUACGGACAAGCAGGGACACUGUAUCGCAGCGGCUCUGUGAACUGCUGUCAGAUCAGUUUUAGGCUGCUGCUGUGGCGGUGAUGUGGUCUGCCUGGAUCGCCAUGUGCCCUGUCUGCUACACCAGUGAUCAGAUCUUUGUGUUUCAUCUCCCCUCCUCCUCUUUGAUAUUUACAUUUGAAUUGCUUCAAUGUACAGUGUAAAUUUUUUUGUUAUUUUUUUACAUAUAUAAAUGAUUACCUUUUGUCACUUAGCUUUACUAAUAAUUCACGGUUUUUUGUCUACUGUUCUAUAUCCCUGCGCAUGUGCAAGAGACCGAUGCUUCAUACAUGGGCUUCAGUCAGCAGAGAAGGCUGCUUUUAGCCCCGUUGCCGUUUUGAAAAUGAUGGUUUAGCCUGUGUCCUCUGAGUCUAAAGGAGCCAUGACACUGCCCUGUGAUCGGUCAGGUUAACUGAUGGAGUGCCCUGUGAUUGGUCAGAUGGUUCUUCCUGUGUUCGGUCAGUUUACCUGGUGGGGCGCGCUUGUAGUGUCACAUGGUUCGAGACCUCGUUUGACUGUGUAGCUCCUGUGCUGCCAGACCCUCUGCACUGUGUGAUGGAGCUUCCACCAUUGUGCCUUCAGGGCUAGGGUCCCCCGCCAAGGCCCAGCCCAAGUGAGAGUGGACACACGUCCCUUCCGGUGACCCUGUGUUUUUUAAACACCUCCCCCCUCCGCUCCCCCAUCACCAAAGUCAUAUUAAAGUGUGCUUCACAGUGGUUAAUUUCACUCUGACAGAUAUUAGGCCAGCUGGUAAAACAUCUGCUGUUUCAGCUAGACCCCCAUUCGGGCACAUGUUCCCAUAGGUGGUACAGCUCCACCCGGAGGAGGGGCCCAGUGACACCCAGAGUGCAGUUUGCUUGUUGGCCUGCGCCUGCUGGAAUUGGCCCCAUGCCCCAACCCCCAUAUGCGUCUGAAUUGCCAAGCUGUUCAAAUAAGUGCCUCUAUUAAAUGGCAGUGACAGCCAUAAGUGCCUAGGUGGCAUUCAGGUGAGUAUAGGGUGGUGCCCAGUAUGUCCUGCAGUGAGACCGGCUGCAUGGUCUCCUUCUCUGUCCAGCAUGGUGAGCUGCUAACAGUGUGAUUAUUUUCCAAUGAUUGGAUGCAUUUCUAAAGUGCUUCAGGCAGCCAGUGAGCAAGGCAAAAUUAACCUCGUCGGAUGGGGUUUGGUGGGACUCGUGUCUACAGUACAAGUCAUUUAUUGUGACACAAAGCCAUCCCUAGAGUUUUUCCAUAUCCCGUUUUACUUUCUACUGUUCGGAAUGGCGAAAGGAAAUGUGGGACAUAAAAGGAUCUGUGAAAAUUUUAACUAUGCUCAAGUAACCACGGGUUUGUGAUUUGAGGCGAUGCUCUGAUGCCUUGACGACUGGCCACUUGUGGUGUCAUGUGACUGUUGACUGACAGCUGCCACUGCCUUCAGUUCCUCCCUGUGCCUUGAACCAGUGGUGUUUCAUUUGUUUUUAAUGUCAACAACUCUGCUCUGUAUCAUACACCAAGUUAUGGCCAUUAAACGUGAAUGUGUCACUUU